Messenger RNA from Astyanax mexicanus (Mexican tetra), 2739 nucleotides. It is a transcript of the gene cog4, whose product is annotated as component of oligomeric golgi complex 4. The transcript is spliced from 19 exons. Bases 46 to 2373 code for a protein of 775 amino acids. The record is from RefSeq and is a predicted model, not a curated record. NCBI's taxonomy places the organism in Eukaryota, Metazoa, Chordata, Actinopteri, Characiformes, Acestrorhamphidae.
ACGCGGCAGUGUGUGUGUGUGUGUGUGUGUGGACGCGGCAGCGGGAUGGAGGAGGUUCGGAGAGCCGGGUCCGCGGGUCAGGCGGCGGGUCGGAGCGGGACUCUGCGUCCGGUGGAGGAGCUUCAGGAUCUGGAGGAGCUCGAGCGCGAAUUCCGCCAACUCUGCGACCAGGAGGCGGAGGUGCAGGCGGAGCUGGAGGCCCUGGCAGGUCAACAGAGCACUAUUGAAACCAAGAUGCUGGCCUUACAGAGACUGGGUCCGAAUCUGCAGCUGAUCGAGGGCGACGCUGCUCAGCUCUCCGGCAUGAUCAGCUUCACCUGCAGCCUCGCCGAGAACGUCAGCAGCAAAGUCCGGCAGCUGGACCUCACCAAGAAAAGGCUGUAUCAGGCGAUCCAGAGGGCCGAUGAUAUUCUGGAUCUGAAGUUCUGCACAGACGGAGUUCAGACCGCCCUGCGGAACCAGGACUACGAACAGGCUGCGGCUCACAUCCAUCGCUACCUCUCUCUCGACCAAUCAGUGAUCGAGCUGAGCAGACAGGGCGGAGAGAGCUCUGCCGUUGAUGCCAGUCUGGCGCUGCUGCAGGAGGCGGAGCUUAGUCUGAAGUCGCUGGUGACGGAGCGGUUGGAGGAGGCGGUGGCGGCGUGUGAUCUUCCUCAGGUGGAGAGAUUCUUCAAAAUCCUCCCACUGCUCGGCCUCCACGACCAGGGACUCGCCCAGUUCUCCCAGUACCUCUGCAGCCAGUUGGCGGGUAAAGCGGAGGAGAACCUGCUGCUGGCAGUGGGAUCUGAUCUCAGUGAGCGCAGAGCUCCUGUGAUCUUCGCUGAUACGCUCACACUGCUGCUGGAGGGUAUUGCGAGGAUUGUGGAGACUCAUCAGCCGAUAGUGGAGACGUAUUACGGUCCGGGUCGGCUUUACACGCUCAUCACACACCUGCAGAGCGAGUGUGAUAAACAAGCCCAGAGAGUGGUGGAUAAAUUCAUUCAGCAGAGAGACUAUCACAACAAGUUUCAGGUGGUACAGAGCAGUAUGAUGAGAGGAGUUCCUGCUGAAAAGAUCGAACCGAGAGAGCUGGACCCGGUGUUGUGCGAGGUCACGCUGAUGAACUCCAGAGCUGAGCUGUAUUUGAGGUUUCUGAGGAGAAGAAUUACGGCUGAUUUUGAGGUUGGAGACGCGACAGCAGCCGAUUCAGUGAUCCAGGAGCAUCAGCAGGUUCUGGAUCAGCUGCUGAAGGACUGUCAGCUCAGCAGAACCAUGCAGGAACUGAUCGGCUUCUACAUCCCCAUGGAGGAGUAUUACAUGAGAGAGACCGUCAACAAGGCCGUGGCGAUGGACACGGCGGAGGCGGGGCAGCUGAGCUCCAGCAUGGUGGACGACGUCUUUUACAUCGUGAAAAAGUGCAUCAGCCGAGCUCUGACCAGCGGCAGCUCCGACUGCAUCUGCGCCAUGAUCAACCACGCCACCAGCGUCCUGGAGACCGACUUCAGGGAGGUGCUGGUGUGUAAGCUGAGAGCAGGGUAUCCGGCGAGUGCUCUGCAGGAUCUUCAGAGGGGGGUGAGCAGUGCGGUGAGUCUGAUGCAGAGCAGCCUGCAGCACGGAAAGAUCCAGAACAUCGGCAUCGAGAGCCAGGAGCAAGCCAAGAGCGCCUACCUGGUGACUCUGAAUAAUGUGGAGGUGUGCAGUGAGAAUAUCAGCACUCUGAAGAAGAACCUGGAGAGUGAUUGUGCCAAGCUGUUCAGUCAGGGGGCGGGGUCAGAGCACGCUCAGGCAAAGAUAGACAGCUGUCUGUCUGACCUGGUGAACACCUCCAGCAAGUUCAAGGACCUUCUACAGGAGGGGCUUCAGGAGCUGAACAACACGGCCAUCAAACCACAAGUGAAGCCCUGGAUCAGCAACUUCCUGUCUGUGUCACACAAUAUUGAGGAGGAGGAGUUCAGUGAAUAUGAAGCGAAUGAUCCGUGGGUUCAGCAGCUCAUCGUCCAGCUGGAGCAGCUCAUGGCUGAAUUUAAGGUUGGAUUGUCUCCUCUGAUCUACGACACUCUGAGCAGCCUGAUGACCAGUCUGAUCUCCAUCCAGCUGGAAAAGACUGUGUUUAAAUGUACCUUCAGCCGGCUGGGUGGUCUGCAGUUUGAUAAGGAGCUGCGGUCGCUGGUGGCGUACCUGUCGUCCGUCACGUCCUGGACCAUCCGAGAUAAAUUUGCACGACUGACGCAGAUGGCAACAAUCCUCAACCUGGAGAGGGUGUCGGAGAUCCUGGAUUACUGGGGGCCGAACUCGGGCCCUCUGACGUGGCGCCUGACCCCGGCGGAGGUGCGGCAGGUCCUGGCGCUCAGGGUGGAUUUCCGCAGUGAGGACAUCAAACGAUUACGACUUUAAUACUCUACCACCGGCCGGAGUGGAGAUACGGGGUUUUGUCUGUGAGGGAUCUGUGUGUGAUUUACGUUUAUUAAUCAUUAAUAUACAUUUAUUUACAGAAACGGGAUAAACCCGUACUGCAGGGUUUCAACUGAUUAAAACUGAUUGAUCUGUUUGUAUUUAUAGAUUUAUUUCUGAAUUCUUAUUAAAUGUCGUAAAUGUAUGAUAUGGUUUUUACUAAACUCCACAAAAAGAGGUUCUUUCCUACAGUCACAUGAUCUGGACCAUAUUUCUGGUGUCAGUGUGGACAAUGUCAUGAAAAUAAAAUUUAACAAAUCAUGAAAUGUUUGCUGUAAUAAAUACUGAUAAUAAAAUAUUGAAAUUGUG